AUGUGGGAUAGUAAAUCGAGUGUUGCAACAUGUGUAUCUUGUUGUUUGGUUGGAGUUGUGUAUCAUCAAACACUUUUUGUGGCAAAUCUUAGAGAUUUGCGUGUUGUUCUUGGGAGAAAAUCGGUUAAUGGUGGAGGUGUUGUAAAUGCUGUUCGAUUAUCAACUGAACACAAUGCAAAUCUUAAGAGUGUUUCUAGGCUAAUUGGGGAUGUUUAUAUGAAACAUGCUAGAUAUAAUAAAGAACCAAUUGUUGCAAAAUUCAUACUUCCUGAACCAAUGGUGAUGUCAAUAAUGUCUGCUACUCCAACAAUUCUUUCACAUCCAAUUGAAGCCUAUGAUUCUUUUCUUAUAUUUGCUUUUGAUGGUUUAUGGGAACAUUUGACCAAUGAAGAAGCUGUUGACAUUGUUCAUCGUAGUCCACACCCUGGAAUUGCAAAGAGGCUAGUGAAAGUUGCUUUACAAGAAGCAGCUAAAAAACGAGAAAUGCGAUAUUGGGAUCUACAGGUCCACCCAAUGAUGGUAAUGUCUCUCUUCGAAGUGCUUCAUUAG
Messenger RNA from Lactuca virosa, 549 nucleotides. Lineage: Eukaryota; Viridiplantae; Streptophyta; Magnoliopsida; Asterales; Asteraceae. The record is from the annotation of a GenBank genome assembly.